AUAGAAAAUCAAACUAACGUAGUCUUAAAUAGAUAUGGAAGAGAUUAUAUUAUCAAACGUUGAUGCACGUAUUGGGUGAUCUGAUGAUUCUCAUGUGUUGUCGCAUAAUAUUAAAAUUAUAGAAAAUAUAUUGUCUAUGUAUAUAUAAUACUUUAUUGUGAUUAUAACAAUUAACUUUAAAAAUACGGCAAAAUGUCUUAUAUGUUAUCGCAUCUUCAUAAUGGGUGGCAAGUUGAUCAAGCCAUUUUGUCUGAAGAAGAUCGAGUAGUUGUUAUUAGAUUCGGUCAUGAUUGGGAUCCAACAUGUAUGAAAAUGGAUGAAGUACUUUACAACAUCGCAGAGAAGGUUAAAAAUUUUGCGGUAAUAUAUUUAGUCGACAUUACAGAAGUUCCUGAUUUCAACAAAAUGACACACUCGAACAGACUGGUAGCAUCCGCUGAUGGGACAACGGAAUACGACACCAUGUGCUUCUUCAAGAGCCUCCCAGGAGUCUCAAGAGCAACCCCUAUAAAACUUGUCAAAAAUAGCGUAACUACUUUGAACGGUAGACCUGCGCCUUUGUGGAACUGCACGUGUACGCCAAAUUGUCCUUAGAAAUCUUUCUAGCAGGUCAUUUUUCUCUAAAUAAAUAUGAUUUAAGUCGCAGGUAUCCGCAUUUUGUUUUCUAUUCUUCUUACUUGGCAAAUACCUUUAAGGACAUUCUCAUAAAAGCGAUAUUUAUUUCCCGCCAAAUAUUUUUCAUUGAAUUGAAAUGCGUUUACUUGUUCGUAUCUUGCAUCCUUUUGUAACUCACUUCAUAUCGUAUAUCGAACGUAUGAACUUUUUGAGAGGACUGUAAAUGGAACAAAUGGCGUCAAUUGGUCAUAUGUUUUUAAUUCUCCGAUAUUAGAUUAAAACUUUACUAUUGACGAAUGAAUACAAAUUCUUCACUUAGGCUUUCUAUGUUAGAAAAAAAUUUUAAUCUAUAACAAUUAUAUGUAAUAAACAAUAUAUAUAUUAUUUUCAUUUGUUUUAUUGCGUUUUACAUUCAUCGUGUAUAAGUAUCAAUAACUUAUUAGAAUAAUCUUUGAGGAGGUCCCAUGGAAGAUUUAAUGUGCAAAGAACGUACGUUUUGCCAAUGCUUUUUCAACAAUGAAACUAAAAAGUUGAUCGACAAAUGUACAUUUUGUACUAAUUCAUCUGGAGUCAUUUCUACGUGUCCUACUGCCACCGAUAAGCAAAGUACCUAUUUGAAAAUAAAAGUUAUUAUAAGAAGAGAAUAUAUAAAAAUUAUAUUAU
Molecule: messenger RNA, 1278 nt
Organism: Vespa velutina
Lineage: Eukaryota; Metazoa; Arthropoda; Insecta; Hymenoptera; Vespidae
Gene: Dim1
Product: thioredoxin-like protein 4A
Exons: 3
Coding region: 193-594 (133 amino acids)
Biological process (GO): mRNA splicing, via spliceosome
Cellular component (GO): spliceosomal complex; U5 snRNP; U4/U6 x U5 tri-snRNP complex
Source: RefSeq, a predicted model, not a curated record